GCAACAAUGUCCGCUGAGAAAGAGAGAGAGACCCAGGUUUACUUGGCCAAGCUUGCUGAGCAGGCCGAGAGAUAUGAAGAAAUGGUUGAAUGUAUGAAGAAAGUAGCAAAACUUGAUCUUGAGCUCACUGUGGAAGAGAGGAACCUCCUCUCGGUGGGAUAUAAAAAUGUUAUUGGUGCACGGAGAGCCUCUUGGCGCAUUAUGUCCUCAAUUGAGCAGAAGGAAGAGGCUAAGGGAAAUGAACAUAAUGUUAAACUGAUCAAGAGUUACUGCCAAAAGGUUGAGGAGGAACUGUCCAAAAUUUGCGGUGACAUUCUGACAAUUAUAGACCAGCAUCUCGUUCCUUCUUCCACCUCAGCAGAAGCUAAUGUUUUCUACUGUAAGAUGAAAGGUGAUUAUUUCCGGUAUCUUGCAGAGUUCAAGACCGACCAAGAAAGGAAAGAGGCAGCUGAGCAGUCACUGAAAGGAUAUGAGGCUGCUUCAGCCACUGCAAACACAGAUCUUCCAUCAACACAUCCAAUCCGUCUUGGACUUGCACUCAACUUCUCUGUCUUUUAUUAUGAGAUCAUGAACUCUCCUGAAAGGGCCUGCCAUUUGGCUAAACAAGCUUUCGAUGAGGCAAUUGCAGAGUUGGACACCUUGAGUGAAGAGUCAUACAAGGACAGCACUUUGAUCAUGCAGUUGUUGAGAGACAACCUGACUCUCUGGACCUCCGAUUUGCCAGAGGAUGGAGGUGAGGAUAACAUAAAAACUGAAGAAGCCAAACCUGCUGAGCCUGAGCAGUGAGAAGGUUCCUUCCUGACUCGGUAGUCAGAUAUCAAAGUUACUCUAUAAAGAGGGCAAUUUUCAGCUUGUCUUGCAAUGGGUUUGGACCGGACAAAAUGGACUGCGGCCACAUCAUAAUUCUUGUGCUCUCUUAAUAUCCAACCAAAGCCAAAAGAACUGAGCCUGUCUUUUUCUUUUUCUUUUUCGUUUUUUUUUUCAAUCUUUUUCUUUCUAUUGCCUUGUCUAUUUUAAGUACAGUGGUCAG
Gastrolobium bilobum is the source of this 1030-nucleotide messenger RNA. Its product is annotated as 14-3-3-like protein GF14 iota. NCBI's taxonomy places the organism in Eukaryota, Viridiplantae, Streptophyta, Magnoliopsida, Fabales, Fabaceae. Gene Ontology annotation, biological process: signal transduction. The coding region runs from base 7 to 786 and encodes 259 amino acids. Gene Ontology annotation, cellular component: cytoplasm. The record is from RefSeq and is a predicted model, not a curated record. The transcript is spliced from 7 exons.